UAUCAGUGUGAUAUUUGUGAUAAAUCAUUCGCUCGAAGAAGUGCUGUAACUGUACAUAAACGUAUUCAUACAGGCGAUAAACCAUAUCAUUGUGAUAUCUGUGGUAAAUCAUUUUCUAAUUGUAGUGGUUUAACAUGUCACAGACGUAUUCAUACAGGAGAGAAACCCCAUAUCAGUGUGAUAUCUGUGGUAAAUCAUUCUCUCGAAAUGGUACCUUAACCAAGCACAAACAUGUUCAUACAGGCAAGAAACCUUAUCAGUGUGAUAUCUGUGGUAAAUUAUUUUCUUUCAAAGGUAACUUAACUAUACACAAACUUACUCAUACAGGGGAGAAACCUUAUCAGUGUGAUAUCUGUGGUAAAUCAUUCUCCUUGAGAGUUAACUUAGCGACACACAAAUUUACUCAUACAGGGGAGAAACCUUACCAGUGUGAUAUCUGUGGUAAAUCAUUCACUCGAAGAAGUGCUGUAACUGUACAUAAACGUAUUCAUACAGGAGAGAAACCAUAUCACUGUGAUAUCUGUAGUAAAUCAUUCUCUCGAUGUGAGUACUUAGUUACGCACAAACUUACUCAUACAGGGGAGAAACCUUACCAGUGUGAUAUCUGCGGUAAAUCAUUCUCUCGAAAUGGUGACUUAGCUAAACACAAACAUACUCACACUGGCGAGAAAACCCAUCAGUGUGAUAUCUGUGGUAAAUCAUUCUCCUUGCAAUGUAAUUUAAGUAAGCACAGACUUACUCAUACAGGGGAGAAACCUUACCAGUGUGAUAUCUGUGGUAAAUCCUUCUCUCGAAAUAGUGACUUAGCUACCCACAAAUUUACUCAUACAGGAGAAAAGCCAUAUUCCUGUGAUAUCUGUGGUAAAUCAUUCACUCACAGAAGUGCUGUAACUGUACACAAACGUACUCAUACAGGUGAGAAACCAUAUCAAUGUGAUAUCUAUAAACACAGACACACAUUGAUAUGGAAGAGAAGCCAUGUAACUGAUUCUGUGGUAUAUCCUUCUCUGAAAAAAGACAAUUAA
Molecule: messenger RNA, 1025 nt
Organism: Octopus sinensis (East Asian common octopus)
Lineage: Eukaryota; Metazoa; Mollusca; Cephalopoda; Octopoda; Octopodidae
Product: zinc finger protein 253-like
Exons: 3
Coding region: 135-1025 (296 amino acids)
Biological process (GO): regulation of transcription by RNA polymerase II
Molecular function (GO): RNA polymerase II cis-regulatory region sequence-specific DNA binding; DNA-binding transcription factor activity
Source: RefSeq, a predicted model, not a curated record